AGUUCGACCUUUUCCCAUUCGAUAAGAACAAGAACAUCAACCGCAUCUUCUUUCAGCUGUUUGGAAAAGAAACAAACUUUAGACCAAUCCCAUCAUUCCGUAGACUCUAUUUUCGACGAGUUUCGCCAGUUGACGGGGAAUAGACGGAAACUGAACCACAAGAACUCGGAUAAGUUUGAUGUAAGCGAAAACUAUGGUGGAAAAUACGCGCGAAUUGAGGGUUGUUGUGUCAAAUUUCAAAGUGUACAUGUUUGUGUUGGAUAUAAUCGUUAAAAAGAAUUUAAACAAUGUCUAAUUUAAAGUCGGAAAACUCCACCUACUAUAUGGCAGAAUUCGUAAAGAAGGAAUCAUUAUCAAACGAGCCUACACACAAAAGUGAUUACGAGAAAAGAUGUACCGGGCUUCCAGACAAACCCGGUCCAUUUCAUAAAGAAACGGAUCAUUCAUGUUUCUACAAUGCUUCGGCUCCAAAAACCAUUUUGAUAACAAAUAAUUAUUCGCAAGAUGACCCGAGCGGGCUGAAGAGUCAUCAAAAUAUACAGAAAAGUUCGUCCAUCACAAUUGUAACACAUAAUUCUGAUGGCGAACGUUCGACAAGCAACAUACCAACAUCGGCGAGUAGUUCGACUGUAGUCCUAGAUAGAAUAAAUAUUUGCAUAAAUAAUCACUUCAACGAUCCAAGAUCUGCCAAUGCAAUUCCAUCGACUUCAGGUUUACAAAACAAAAAAGAAAACAUCUUCCCAGAUGAGCGAGUAGAAAUCAAACAGGAAACCACAGAUGAGCCUGUCUCGAGCACAAGCAAUAUCUUAGAUGACGACGACGAUGACAAUGAAUCAAUGAUGUCAGAUUCAUCUGAAUUCAUAUCUAAGUACAAGCCUGGUGAGGAUGUUCUUGUUCAUCGCAAAGAUGGUCGAAUUUAUCUGGGGACAAUAAUUGCAAUCACUCGAAGUCAGUGUUUGGUUCGAUUGGACGACUGUACGGAGUAUUGGGCAGAAGCUGAAUAUAUAAAGAAAAUAGACACAACCGAUACGAACGAUGAUCCUAUGUGUGUUGUAUGCAAGAAGGUAAAUGAGAAUGAUAUUGUGGAAGUAUGCGAACGAUGUGGCAGAGGGUAUCAUCAGAAAUGUACCGAAGAAAGAUUUCAGAAGAAUGGAGUUUGGUAUUGCAGAAGAUGUACAGCGCGAAACGGUGUUAAGGUGAGGCAAUUCCAACCACCACGGAUAGAACCAUUAAGCAAAAUUCUAACCGACAAAUCACAGCUGCCUUAUGACAUUGAUUCGUUAACUUGGGACAGCCACCACCGUGUUAAUAUGGAACAAAUAUAUUGCUACUGUGGUGGGAAUGGAGAGUGGCAUAAAAAAAUGUUGCAAUGUUGUAAAUGUCAACAAUGGUUUCAUGAAAAAUGUGUUCGCUGCUUAGAAUAUCCUCUUUAUCGUGGUGAUAGAUUUUUUGUAUUCGUGUGUUCUAUGUGUAAUGACGGAGUGGAGUUUUUACGUCGAUUAGUUAUGAAAUGGAUCGAUGUGGUUCACUUACUCCUAUUCAAUAUUACAACCUACAAUCAGCAAAAAUACUAUCAUGCAAAUAAAGUUAUUGUUCCUUAUGCUGUUGAUAACUGGCCAUUCCUGCAUUUGGAUCCUAGUAUGCGCAGUUUGACUGCAAAAGAGAUAAAGGACAAAAUACUUAGCACAUUAUCAACCAAUAGUCCAAGAUUUAAAUGCGGUCGCGAAAUAAAAAAACGACAAUCAGUAUGGGGUCUAAGAAAUCGCAUCCCACCAAUAGCACCAUCUGUUUCUAUUCCUGCUGAUGUCGAAAUUAGUGAACACUAUCUCAGGCAUCGAACCAAAUUGAACUUCAUUUCUAUAGAGUCGCCGAUUGAAAUUCCCAAGGAUAUUGAGACCAAAAUGAGUGGUAUUGAAUAUUUGGGUGAAAAUUCUGAUAAUGAAUCCAGUGGUGGAGUUAGUGAUACAAAGUUUACUUCGGAUGAUGAAUUACCUCUGAAAAUUUCUAUCGAGAGGGAGAAACAACGUGAACAGCAACAAUUAGCAGCUGCAACACGAGAAAUUUUGCAAAAAGAACAACCAAUGCAGCAAAUGUGCCGCGAAACUUCUCCUAUUCUUAUUCCCGAAGAGGAUUCCUUAGGGAACGAUCAUACAUCAGCCAUCACAGACUCUUCAGAUAAAAGCAACGACUGUGCUGCUGAUGAUGCAGAUGUCGAGAUGAAAGAUGAGGAAACUCUUGAUGGCACACUAUCCAGGACUAAACGUAAUCGCAAGCGAAAAUCUCCAUUCCAGCAAGCAGCUUCAAUAGCAACCACUGCCGAGAAUGCAGCGAAAAAACAUGCUGAAGUUAUUGAUAUUUGUGAUUCAUCUGAUGACACAUCAAGCCGUGGCACAUUGGAUCUUAUUAUUCCACCACCGAAAAACUUCCAGGGAAGGAAUAAUCCGUUUCGUUUAACCCCCAAAAAGAAUGAAAACAAUACCAGCCACACCAACAGUCCUCUGGUAGUUCAUAAAACUAUAACUAGUGGGGGUGGAAGUAGCAGCAGCAGCGCUAGUAGCAACAAUAAUAAUAAUAAUUCAAGUGGGGGCAAAAAGCCAAUUUUGAAUUCAAAAUUGUUUGGCAACGUGGAUUUAAAUCAAGUUGCUGGACAAUUCAGAAUUGUACGGACUGUGAAACGAAGACUGAGUGCCAAAGACAUAAUGAUAGGACCGAAUAUGGAAGUGAAGAGACGAAGGCUGAGACGACGUUCGGGUAAUGUAGAGGUCAUAAGUACUACAACCAUACAAACACUACCCAAAUCUGCAGCUUACCUACCAAUAAGAAGCGACAACAAAGAAUGGCCAGUUGCCGCCAUCAGAUCUACACUCGUAACAGCGAACGGGUCAUCUUCAUCAAGUACAACACCUCAUGCAACUUCUCCUACGAAUCUCGGUUCCAUAUCAAACGUAUUCAAUGGUCGACGGCUUCGUCAGCGUCGCGAAAAGAACUAUGCUGAGUCUUCUCGGCGAAAUUCCAACACUAGUUUGACCGCACCAAAUUCGAAUAUGGCAAAUAACAGGAGCAUACCGGGUUCACCCACCAAGAGUGGGAGCCAAUCGACAGAUGUAUCUCUAUCGGACCUAAAAAGUUCGGUAAAUAUGUAUUUUGGCGCCGUCAAUCGGAUCGCAAGCGGCGAAAACUUUGCCGUGCGAGCGAAACGUUACACACCAAACGGUAAAAUUCAGUAUUUGAUUGAAUGGGAAGGAAUUUCAUAAGUCAAUUUCGUUACUUUCUUUAAGUGAUGUUUUUUUUUAAAUUUACAUUUACUUUCAACUGAAACAGGAAGUUUUGGCGAAUGAAUUCAAAGGAUCUUGAGCGUUUUUAUUUAUACUUCGAAAUUAUUUUUCUUUAUCACUUCAAACACGGCCGUUUAUUUUGCAUAUUCAUUCCAAUUUUUCCUUGUUACUGUUUUCUUUUUGUAUGUUGAUAACAUCUGACAAUUGCUUCAUUCGCAAUUUGAUCGGAGCCUACGAAUAUUUAGAUAAUAUUUUUAUCACUGCCGAAUAAUAAAACAAUGUAGAAAAUUACAAACACUCGUAUGAAUUAAAUGAUCGUUGUCCUAAAUGUACAAUAUAGAAUAUUUAUUUUAAAGAGUCAAGCGUAGGAAGCUUCACGGUAAAAUCUAGAAACUUAAUCGAGCGCGUGGAUAGAAAUAUGUAAGAUUUCGCAUAUAUUCGCGAAUAAACACCAACUGUUUGAACGGAAGUUUCUCAGUCAUUGAAAAGAUUUUAAUAGAGGAGCGAAAUGUGUUUUGUUCGUAGAUUCUAAAUAACAAUUAAAAAGAAAAAUGGAAAAUAUACGAAAACAGGGAACAUAUUAUCCGAAAUUUAGCAAAUAUCCUUUUAAAAUUAAAGAGUUUAGGAACUUAAGUAAAGCAAAAUUCUAGGUAGAUUUUUAGUUAGAAUUGCUAAUAUUAAAAUUAAUUUUUGCGCACAUACCCAAACAUUCUAUUAUAUGGUGUGUAGAAGGAAAUUAAAGAGUGAAUUGAAAAGCACUGAAAUAUUAUCCAGAAUCGCAACCAAUUCAAUUUCAACUAUACAAAUCAAAUUACCAUAAAAUUUAUUGAUAAUUGGAAAUAAUUAUAUAGUUCAAUCUUUUGAGUCGCAUUUAUUGAAAUAAGAGACAAUUUUAUUCGUGAAAUGUUUACAUGAGUGUUCAUAAAAUUGGUAUAAUCAAAUCAAAAGCUAGUUCCGAGAUAUUAGCCAAAAUUUUCCUCUAGAGCUCUAGACAUUUUUCUCUAUUUAAAAUGUGGGAAUUACGACCUAAGUUCUAUACGCUUCGAAAUCACUACAGCAAAAUCAAGGCUAGAAAAAUCAUAUGGUAAUAAAUAGUUGCCGAAGGACAAUUAGUUUGAUAUAGACUGAAAAAUAAGGACUUCCUCUUAUUGAGAGAAGGAGAAAAAAUGCGCUACCUCACUUGAGUUACAAUAAGAUCACGACAUUGAUACCACAAUUUUGUAAAACGGGCGUAUAUAAAUUCAACUAAAAUAGUUUGAAAAUCAUAACGAACGGAAGCAAAGAUAGAACAGUAGCAAUAAGAAAGAUUCUACUGCCAAAAACUAUAAUUUUAUACAACUGCAUUUUGAUUGAAAGAUAAAAGGUAUAUUUUGUGACAGCUGUAAUUUCUCAUAGUGCAUACACAAUAGAACGGAUAGACAUCUCCACAUGUAACAGGUUUUAAAUAUUACAAAGAUAUCCAGUAAAGAAGAAAGGACAAGUUAAAUGCAAAUAUAUUCUUUUACUGCAAAACAAAACAUAUAUUCCGAAUUGAAUUGUAAAAAGCUCAUGAGUAAACCAUUUCAUAGGUAUUAAGUAUCAAUACGUUGUGAAAUAAUAAGUUUCUAUUGUUAUUCGCAGCUAGAAAUAGCGUUGUGAGGUAUUCAUUGCCAUUGCCAAUGAAUAAUCUAGGAAAUGUAUUCGCAAUUUAUAAGAAUUGAGUCUAAUUUAAGCAUUGGAGGUUGCUAGUUCUAAUUAAUGUAUUUUCUCAAAAAACAAAAUUAUUAAUAAUGAUGGCUAAUUUUAGAACAUUAAUGGCUUUAUGGUCUGGUCGCUCUGUCUAAAAAUACAGAGAGUUAGUCGUGAAGUCAUUAAGGCUCAUUGUUGGAACACAACUAUCUACUAAUGUUUAUUUAUUUUUAAAUAUUGUAUUUCUCUUCCUGAUUCCUGAUGUUUUCAUAUGAAUACAGGCUAAAGCCUUUUACUUGAAGGGCCUGUAUUUCGAUAUGUAAAAAUAUCAUAACUUUAGAAGCUGAAAAAGAGGAAAUUUUAAUGAAAAAAUUAGUGAGAUUUCAGCUUAUUGGUUGAGAUUUCUUUUAUAGAUGUUAAAUUUCAGUCGUUGAUGCGAAUUUAUCUGUCAUCUGCUAUGUGUAUUAUAUUCGGAAUAGCUAGUUAACUUCCAUUAAAUUUGAAAAAAAAAACAACUAUCAGAUACCCUAAUCGACUUUUUGCAUUGUAGUUUAGCUAGAAUAAUGAGAAAAGUGGAAAUCGGCCUUGUUGCAACUACAAGAUGAAAUUUAUGUUUAGGAGAAUUUAUUUGAAUUUUGCGCGAAUCUCGUGGAACUCAAAUAGUAGUUUUCAAAUAUUAGCAAGCAACCUUUAUUCAACUCUCAAGUAUAAAAUAAUGAAAUUCUGUGGAAAUAAAGUGUGGAAAUCGCAAAGUUGAAGACAAAAACCAGGUAAGUGUUUUGAUUUCAGAUUCAUAUUAAUCAAGUCUUCUUUUAUAGGAUGAAAUUGAUCGUGAAAUAUCAAUUUGUACCUAAAGAAUAAAGGUUAGAAAACAAAAACUUUGCAAAUAUACCUAUUUGGGGAAGAUACGAUAUAAGACGAACAAGCGCAAAUCAUGUGAGUACCGCAAUCAUUUUACCUAUUUAUUUCUCAUUUGAAUUUGUAUAAUUUUGCUCUUCUGUGCAGUUCAAUUCGAUAGUAUAUUCCUAUACUUGGAAGCCAUAUGUCCAUAUUGGUUUAAUAAGAACAGUUGAAUAAUUCCCGAUUUAACUUUUGACUGUCUGUUUAGUAAGGAAAAGUUAGAUGUGGCAAUAUCGUUUUCCAGUCCUGUUUAAAAACACAAGCACAACGAAUUUGUUUGCUGUAAUCUUUAAAAAGUAGUUUUUUUAUGUUUACCAAUUCAUACUGACAUUACAGGCAAAGUCCGAUUAAGAUCCAACUUUCACUUCCAUAGCAUAACAUAGGUUUAUUAGCUGUUAUUCCUGAGAAGAAAAUGAAAGGGUUCGGAAAUUGGUGACUAUUUUACUAUUUAAUGGAAACCAAGAAAAAGACGUUCGCUAAACUCUUCACAUAAUCCAUGAAUCCCAUUAAACUAUUAGAAAUAUACGAAAAUGACCCUUUUGAUUAAUUAAAUUCGGAACAGUACGCUGCAUAUAAAAAUAAAUAAAAUCCUUCAAAUAUCAUGUUCGAUUCAAAAAUAUCUAGUCGUCCCAUUUUCGUCUUCUAAUCAACGUGCCCACCGGUCCAUUACAGAGUAACCGAGCAACAGAAAUAAUCGCUCUGUAUAUAUUGUUUUCGUCUAGCAGCAGAGGGCGAACAUUGGUGCGGAAAAGCCUCAGUUUGAUGAUGAUACCCAGGUAAUUGAUUUACUAAAUAAUCAACACCCUCAAUAUUCUGUCCAUCAAUGCAGAUAGGAGAUGUUCAAUGCCCGGUCAGACUUAGAAUCUCAUUAAUAAUCAAUUAUUCCAAUAGUAAGAGGUGCAAAUUUGUUGUAACUAAAAGGGGCUUUUUGUUUCGAUUUCUCAGGUCCAUUCAAUCAAAGUUUAUAUAUCAAGCAGAAUGUUGACGUCAUAAGUUGCAUAAAUAUUGAGGUUGCCGUUCAUUUCUGGGUGGGGUCUGGUU
Hermetia illucens (black soldier fly) is the source of this 6884-nucleotide messenger RNA. It is a transcript of the gene Pcl, whose product is annotated as polycomb protein Pcl. The record is from RefSeq and is a predicted model, not a curated record. NCBI's taxonomy places the organism in Eukaryota, Metazoa, Arthropoda, Insecta, Diptera, Stratiomyidae. The transcript is spliced from 8 exons. Bases 288 to 3254 code for a protein of 988 amino acids.